Messenger RNA from Paramecium tetraurelia, 1111 nucleotides. RefSeq lists its product as uncharacterized. The record is from RefSeq and is a predicted model, not a curated record. The transcript is spliced from 5 exons. NCBI's taxonomy places the organism in Eukaryota, Ciliophora, Oligohymenophorea, Peniculida, Parameciidae.
AUGAAAACUUUCAUUGGGUUUACAUUGUUGUAUUUGAUAUUGGCUAACUAAGGAAUUCAAUCAAUUUAGCCAGAUAAAUUACACCCCAUCUCUAAAAUCAUACUUGGAUUGUCAGAAGUAUAAGCAAAGGAUUUCAAUUUCUAAUAAUUAUUUGUUGCUCUAGAUGAAUUGGCAGAAUCUUUCUAAACCAGAAUUAAUGAGGAGAAUUCUUCAUAUGAACUUGAUCAGCAAUCUUACUUUUCAGAUGUCUAAUUCUAUGAGAAUUAAAUAAAUGACUUUAAGAACAAAAUUGCACAAUUGGAAAUUGAAAUCAAAGAAUUAGGUGAUGAGGGAUUACGCUUAUAAGCAUUUUUAACUGAAGCUAAUCAAGAUCUAAAUGAUGCAAUUAAACUAUUGGCCUAAAAGGAAUAAUAAAUCAACUCAGAUAAUUCUGUGUUUGAAUAGCAAAAUUCAGAAUAUGCUGAUACAAUCAAUAUUCUAGAUUAAGCCAUUGCCUUACUUAAUGAAAUCAAAGAUGAAACUUCAUUAAUCUAAAAAAAAGAACAUAUCAAGGAGGUAUCCUAAAAUAUGCAUAAAAGUAUGAAAAAAUUAUCAGCAAAAAGAGUAUUCUAUCAACCUUUAGUAAAUGUACUUGCAUAAUUAUCAUAAAACAACUAUGUAGAUUAGGAGAAUCUUAAAAAAGUCAUCAAUUUUAUGAAUUAACUUAGAUAAAAUCUGAUUGAUGCUUAAACAACCUUAUAAAAUCAACAUGAAUCAUAAUCUAAAUUAUAAUAAGAUAUACUAUCAGAAACAUAAGCUAAAGUCAGUGGAAUAUAAGACGUUUUGAUUCCAUUAUUAGGAACAGAAAUCUCAACCAAACAAUCUGAAAUUAGAGCAUUAAGUGCAAUAUUAUAAGAUGCUUAAAGUAAUUUAUCCGAUGCAUAAGAAAACCUUGUUGCAACUUAAAAUAGAUGGAUUGAAAAAACUGCAACACAUAACAAUUUAUUGUAACAAUACAAUAAUGAAUUAUUAGCUAUUAAAGAUGCUGAAAAUGCAUUAAAGAAAGGUGGUAUUUUUAGAUAAUGAUUUUUGCUUUAAACAAAAAUAAUUAUUAAAAAGUAAAAUUUAUAGU